This is a messenger RNA of Sitodiplosis mosellana (orange wheat blossom midge), 4859 nucleotides long. RefSeq names its product probable serine/threonine-protein kinase DDB_G0278665 (gene cdi). Lineage: Eukaryota; Metazoa; Arthropoda; Insecta; Diptera; Cecidomyiidae. Bases 1482 to 4511 code for a protein of 1009 amino acids. The transcript is spliced from 9 exons. The record is from RefSeq and is a predicted model, not a curated record. Gene Ontology annotation, cellular component: nucleus; cytoplasm. Gene Ontology annotation, biological process: protein phosphorylation; actin cytoskeleton organization. Gene Ontology annotation, molecular function: ATP binding; protein serine/threonine kinase activity.
UUAGUUUUUUUUCCGCUGUGUUCGCCCGGUUUUCGAAAAAAAAAACUAGAUCAAAGUUGUAUUUUACAACGGUACAAAGACAACCGCGCUUAUCGGUACACAAGCGUGUAUUCGUCACAACGGUGUAAUAUAUGGCUCUCUAGUUGAGUCGCUCGAGUCAUGUGGACAAUUAAGAAAAUUCAAGUGAUGCCACCAUUUUCAAUUGAAUAAAACUCAAGGCUAGAAACCACAUUAAUUUAGUGGAUACAUCAAAGUCAAAGAGCAACGAUUAAUUGCAAUUUCAUUCUUUGUACUUUUUCACAUAAUCAACCGACGAAACACACAAAGCCCGUCAUUUGGGUUCCUAGUGCAACGACAUAAAGAAAGAAAGAAAAAAGAAAACAACGACAUUCGUGUAUGUGUUGUGAAUAUAUUUUUUGUGCUUUUUUUGUUCACUAUUUCGAGUGGUUUUGUUAUCUUACUUGAAAUGAUGGUUGGAAUAAUCAAAAAGAAAUAGUAACAAUGGCGAAUCCACUUAAUUUUCUCAUUUUAUAUGCCAGUGAGUGUUCAUAUGUGCUCGGUAUGUUGUUUGGUGUUUAUAUUUGUAACUAGAGAAGAAGAAAAAAAAGUAGCUGGUGAACACCAUGCACUCUCUGAUCAAGCGUUCACAUAAUAAUUAUAAUCAUUUUUUACACAGACAGCGUGCGUGGCCGUGUUUGGUAAAUGCGAUGUAAAUUUUUAAGUGCCGAAAACGAAAUACUCUCUCGCAACCACGUACACACACAAAUAAACACACAGACACACACAUCCGAGACACACACACACACUUACACACACGGCGCGCACACACAGCAUCGUACGUAUUGAGCAUUGAGAAACGGGAAAAAAGAUGGAAAAUUAAUGCCAACUAAGAACUGCAUAGUAAAAGUUAUACUAGGAACGUGAACAAUGCAAAAUAUUUAGCGAAUUCACGAAAUGAUGUGAUCAUCAUCAACAAAAACAUCAUCAUCCUCAUUAAUUCGCGACAACAUGAUUUACGACACAAAACAAACAACUGAGAGCUAGAGUGAAUUUAGUGAAAUUUUAUAGCCCAUAACAAAUGCCAAAUCGUAGCGAUUUUUAGUGAAUUUAAUUGAAAAUAAAAAAUAAAAAUUAAAUAAACCUAAAUAGUUGAAGCAUAUAAACAAAAGCAUAAACAAAUUAAUGAAUUCAUCUAUUUAUUUAUGUAUUAUCUUAAAAAUAAUUUAGAGUUUUAAUUGAUUCAAGUGAUUAACUUUUAAAUGUAAUGUGUUCUUCCGAUCAUCAUCAUCAUAAUCAUCAUCGUUGUUUUUCUUCUUCUGUGAAUUAAUGUGAAAGAGGCAGUGAGCGAGUGACCAAAAGACAGACAGAGAAAUGUGAAUGUCGAAACCAUGUUCAAAAAAAUAUUUAUGCAACAUUGACUGAUGAUCUAAGCGGAUUUCGAAACAAAAAAGACAAAUGAGUAAUAACAAAGUAUAGUUCAAAUGAAUUUAAGUACACACAGUGGCGGUCCCGGGCCUCCCGGGCCACCGGAAUCAAAUCGGCUUCCAACAGGUCCAUCGUAUCGGGCAUUAAAAACGGCCGUAUCGGCCUUAUAUUCGGUCGACGAUUUCUACAAAGUGAAAAUUGGUUCUGGAUUCUUCUCAGAAGUUUACAAGGUUACACAUAAAACAACUGGCCAAGUCAUGGUACUGAAAAUGAAUCAAUUACGUUCAAAUCGACCGAAUAUGCUACGCGAGGUGCAACUGUUGAACAAACUAUCGCAUCCGAAUAUUUUAAAUUUUAUGGGUGUUUGUGUGCAAGAAGGGCAAUUGCAUGCAUUGACUGAAUACAUGAAUGGCGGUUCAUUGGAGCAGUUGUUGGCAAAUCAUUCGAUUAAUUUAACAAUGACAACAAAAAUUCGUCUGGCACUUGGCAUUGCAAAAGGCAUGACUUAUGUGCAUUCAUGCGGCUUCUUUCAUCGGGAUUUAACCAGCAAAAAUGUGCUCAUACGAAAAGGUGUAAAUAAUCAAUUUGAUGCGGUUGUUGGAGAUUUUGGACUGGCUGCUAAGAUACCGCGAAGUAAAACACGGCUAGAAACGGUCGGUUCUCCGUAUUGGAUGAGUCCUGAAUGCUUGAAAGGCCAGUGGUAUGAUCAAACGAGUGAUGUUUUCUCAUUCGGCAUCAUUUCGUGUGAAAUCAUUGCCAGGAUUGAAGCUGAUCCAGACAUUUUACCAAGAACAAAUUCGUUUGGUUUAGACUACUUACAAUACGUUAAUCUCUGUCCAACAAAUACACCGCCCGGAUUUUUGAGACUGACAUUUUACUGUUGCAUCUAUGAUCCACGCAGUCGGCCUACAUUUGCUGAAAUUGUUCAAAAACUAGAACUGUUAUUAGAAAAGUACGACGGCAUACCGAAAACAGCAGACAUCACGUUCAAAAGUUCAAUAACAACUGAUGAUAUGAAAAAUGGCAAAAAAUCAUCAACUCAGGCGACGACCAACAAACGAUAUUCUAUUGAUAAUUACUGUUCAAAUUGGCUAAAUAUCGCAUGCAAGUCGACGCACGCAGACUCCUAUUCGAACAGUGUAAACGAGAAGAUUCAUUCGUUUAUUGUAAAAGAUAAAGCGGCCAACGGUCAUGAGCAACAUCAUUUACGUACCUUCGAAGAGAAUAAACUUCAGCAUCGACGAUCUUUAUCUGAAAAUAUCAUUCCGUUUCCACCCCAUACAACACCAAGCGAUAAAGCACGAUGCCAUUUGCUCAACAGAAGAAAUAGUCAGCUAAACGCCAGUUCAGAUACCAUCGAUGAGCCAACAUCACCAUCGCCCCCAACCGAAUCCAGUGAAAAUGGCGUUCAGUAUCCAAUUGGAAUAUUUUGCAAUACAACAUUGCGAAAAGUGGCCGAGACGAUGUUCCUAAAAGAUCCACAGUACAAGCCGCACAUGAACAGUCAAACGUAUGGCAAAUCGAAUCCAUUCACAACGCUGACGCAACUAAAAGGUGUGAAAAAGAUUAUUGGUGCCAGUCCAUCCACGUAUACAGCGGGCGUAUGCGAUUUGUUUAGUUCAUGCUUUGAGAUACGUGUUACAAAGGAUACGACCGCAUUUCCACAACGAAAUGCCAAUGGAAAAACGAAAACCGUGCAACAAGCAAAAAGCUUGCCCAGCUCACCAAAAAUCACACAAAGAAAAUUAUCCAAAAUCGAUAAAUUGGUUUUGCAACCGUCGUCCAAAAAUCAUGAUGUCAACGAUACCAAUGUCGAUGACGAUUUAUUAUUUAACAAUAAGACAAAGAAUAGUGAUACGAUUGAACGAAAAAAAAUGGAAUUAUUAGAUGUACCCAAUCAAUGCCAAACGAAUGCUAUGCAUUGUGUCACCAACGAUGCAAAUGAUUAUUCCAACGAUGCGAUUUGUACGGGAACGUUAAAGAAGAAAAAUGCUAGUUCAUUGUUUAGUCAUCCGUUGUUUAAGUGUAAGGAGGAUCGAGGUCGUGACGACAACUGUUAUUUUGAUAAUCCAAAACUGUUAACGCGUGGCGGUUCGAGCGAAAGUGGAUUUUUCUCGUGCCAAACCGACGAAGACUCAACGCAUCGACCGUUGGCCAAAUUAACCAUAAACGGUCCCGCCGAUUAUGAGCACACAAUGCAAUACAUCGACGAUCGGUCGUCAACGAUACAAAGUUCGUUGCACAGCUUCGAUGAUUUUGAUUUGUUCGAGCGCAACGCCAAAUACGACUGUAGUGGAAACGAUUCAUUGUCCAUUGAUAUGGGCUUGGUGAAUCGAUUAUCGUUGGAUUCGGAAAUUAAUAAUCUGUUUCAUAAGCACCAAUUAAAUAAUCAACUGUUAUACUGUAAGAAUCGUACAUCGUCAAUAUACACGGAUAGUUCCGAGGAUAUAAGCAGUUUAGCGGGCAGUGAUUCACUGCUGUGGGAUGAUCGGAUGUCAUCAUAUUCAACAACCAUACCAAAUACACGAUCGGCGCAAAUAGCUAAAAUUGUUGAAUAUUUCGAGCGCAAAGGACAAACGUUUAAGAAUUCGACGAGCGCAAACUGUACGCUGUCUGAUCGACACCAUAUUUCAUCGAUCUCAUCAAGCGACUACUCAUCGGUCGCAGCCCGCACAUAUCUUCCAUCGUCAAAUCGAUGUUCAAUUUAUUUGCGAAAUAACACAAUGAAUGCUUCCACCAUUGAUGAUAGCACGAAAUACACACUGGACCAGUCACAAUCUCACAUUAGGAGCGGCGGAGGCGGAAGCGGAGGCAGCAGCAAUAAAUGCAGUGGUGGAAAUGGCACGGGAAAUUCUACACACACAACACCCGACAUUGAUAGCAAUACGAACCGCAAGAUACAAGCAUCCUCAUCAUCACCAACAAUCGCCUACCAAACAACUAAUGCGUUAGCAUCAACAUCCAAAGAAUACGAAGCAUUUUGCUUAGACUUAGAUAAAAGUAUGGCAACGCCGCAACGGCUCAACGUUUGCGAAGGAGUUGUCAAAUCGAAACUGCAAUUAUUUGAUAAGCUACGAAACAAUUAAGUAUUCGAACAAUUUGCACGCCUCGCUCCGCCGCCCGUUCCCCCCCAGAACUAUAACUAAAACAAAACACAAAUGGAAAGGCAACAUUUUCAGCCAACCAUUUGCAACACACUUCCAUCGAAUCCAUCGGAGAGAACAAAAGCCAAUUACAAACAAAUUUUUGAGAAACAAAAGAGAAACAUGAAAAAUAGAAAAACAAACGCAAGGUUAUAUUAAAUAGAGCAUCACAUGUUAUGGAACACAAAAUUAUAAGAGAACAUCGUUUAACAAUUGAAAAAUUCAAAUUAUAAAUUAUAAAUUAUUAUAUAUGAAGGGGAAAUAUAUGAAGAACAAAAACACAUCAAUUUA